CAUUGUUGGUGUGAACAAGCCCAGCUUUUUAACUUCUUGUUCUUAUUUAAAUCCAUGCAAGUUCAUAUCAGAGCAGUAACAACCUCACACAGUAAGAGUAAUGGCCUGUGCAAGAAUCCUCUAUGUUACUGUUAUACUAGUUUCAAUGGCACUGGACAACUUAGCACGACGGAUCCCUUUAUUGCCACCGUGUGAUUUUCCAGCAAUUUACAAUUUUGGCGACUCAAACUCGGAUACUGGUGGGAUAUCAGCAGCAUUUGGGCGGAUUCCUCCACCAUAUGGCCAAAGUUUCUUUCCAAGGCCUGCAGGAAGAGCAUCAGAUGGCCGUCUCAUAAUAGACUUCAUCGCUGAGCACUUGGGCCUGCCGUAUUUGAGUUCUUACCUAGAUUCGAUAGGCACAAACUUUCGACAUGGUGCCAACUUCGCUGCUGGUGGAUCAGCCAUCCGUAGGCAGAACGAGGCAAUAUUUGAAAGUGGCAUAAGUCCGUUCUCACUCGACAUCCAAAUUGUGCAUUUUGAUGGGUUCAAAGUGCGAAACACUGAGAUAUAUCACAGAGCUAGGAAUCUAUCCGACAGAAGACAAGGUCCUCAACCUCAAGAAUUCUCCAGGGCUCUAUACACAUUUGACAUCGGUCAGAACGACCUUGUUGCUGGUUUCAGGCAGCUUAGUACACCUCAACUAAGGGCUGCAAUACCAGAUAUCGUUAAUCAACUUGCUGCAGCAGUUACACAUUUAUAUCAACAAGGGGCAAGGGCUUUCUGGAUUCAUAAUACAGGGCCAGUUGGAUGUCUACCUGCAGCCACUCUUUACAUCAGAAAGGCAAAGACCGACAAACAUGGAUGCAACAAGGAUCAAAAUGGUAUGGCUCUUGAGUUCAACAGACAGCUUAAGGCUAGAGUGUCAAAAUUGAGGGCAGAGCUUCCUCAGGCUGCCCUGGUUUACGUGGACGUCUACUCAGCUAAAUAUCACUUAAUCAGCAAUACCAAAACUUAUGGAUUCAUGGACCCCUUGAAGAUAUGCUGUGGCCAUCAUGAUAGUAACAUCCAUGUCUGGUGUGGGCAGAGAACAUCAGUUAACGGCUCAGAAGUCCUAGGAGUCUCCUGUGGAUCUCCUGACUCAUACAUCAGCUGGGACGGCAUACACUACUCGCAGGCUGCAAACCAGUGGAUUGCCAAUCACAUACUCAACGGCUCAUUUUCUGAUCCCCCAUUAACACCUAUUACUCAAGCAUGUCUCAAGCAUUGAGCACGUCCUAGGAGACAGUCCAAAAACAUCGGCUACCAUCUGUUUCUCAACUUGUAAGAUCAUAGGCCUAGCUUGAUCGACUGUGUAAUGAAUCAGACAUGCUUAUCAGGGUUGCUCCUGAACCCUGAAAUUCACCUGUUUUGAAAUUUCAAUUAGUAUUGAUAUAUUGUCUAGUUUGUCCUCCAAGUAAGCACUACUGUGACCUUGUUCUUGUCGAUGUCAACCUUUUAGGUAAGAAUAAACAACUGAGUUAUGUA
Molecule: messenger RNA, 1503 nt
Organism: Sesamum indicum (sesame)
Lineage: Eukaryota; Viridiplantae; Streptophyta; Magnoliopsida; Lamiales; Pedaliaceae
Product: GDSL esterase/lipase At5g14450
Molecular function (GO): hydrolase activity, acting on ester bonds
Source: RefSeq, a predicted model, not a curated record